This is a messenger RNA of Heterocephalus glaber (naked mole-rat), 3337 nucleotides long. RefSeq names its product tripartite motif-containing protein 6. The record is from RefSeq and is a predicted model, not a curated record. Gene Ontology annotation, molecular function: zinc ion binding; protein binding. NCBI's taxonomy places the organism in Eukaryota, Metazoa, Chordata, Mammalia, Rodentia, Bathyergidae.
GGUUGGUGAGACCUGGUGGCCUUCCCUGCCUACACUUUCUCUAGCGGGUUUCAACGCCGCCAGCUUUGUUUCUUAACCGCCCUGCAGUUAAGAAACAAAGACCUGAACAAUUGGCUGGUGUUGGGUAGAAAAAUGUAUCGAAUUUUGCCAAUUUAAAGUGUGACCUGAGGUUGGGAUUAAGGCCUAGAAAAGCUGGUCCUGGGCUGUGAAGUGGCGGUGGAAAGGCUGGGUGUCCAGCAGGGUCUGAAGCAGGAAGCUAAAUGCAAUGGAAGAAGCCUCGCUGCAACCGGGAUUAAAAAGGUUUAGUGACCAACAGGGAGCUUACAUUCCUUGUCUUUCUGCUCCAGGAGGACCAAGAAUGCAUACAUUUAUGCAGAGUUGUCCUAUGAAGGGUAAAGAAAACAUGAGAACACCCCUGUAAUCCCACCACUCUGGGAGCUUGAGACAGGAGGAUUGCAGGUUCAGCCCAGCCUGAGCAAUUUGGAUUUCAUAAGCAGGAACCAUCUUAGAAGUCAGGGCUGAGUAGGCAAGAGCCAGGAGAGUAGCUACAAUGACUUCAAGAGUUUUGGUGGACAUCCGAGAGGAGGUGACCUGUCCCAUCUGCCUGGAGCUCCUGACAGAACCUUUGAGCAUAGAUUGUGGCCACAGCUUCUGCCAAGCCUGCAUCAUAGAGAACAGUAAGAAAUCAGCGACCAGCCAAGAAGAGAGCAGCUGUCCUGUGUGCCAGACCAGCUACCACCCCCGGAACCUCCGGCCUAAUCGGCACCUGGCCAACAUAGCAGAGAGGCUCAGAGAGGUAGUGCUAGGACCAAGAAACCAGCCACAGGUCAUUCUUUGUGUGCGCCACGGAGAGAAACUCCAGCUCUUCUGUAAGGAGCAUGGGACGCUAAUUUGCUGGCUCUGCGAGCGUUCCCAGGAGCACCGUGGUCACCACACGCUCCUCAUGGAGGAGGUAGCCCAGGAGUACCAGGAAAUGUUCCAAGAGUCCCUGAAGAAGUUGAGGAAAGACGAAGAGGAAGCUGAGAAGCUAAAAGCUGUUAUCAGAGAGAAGAGGGCAUCCUGGAAGAAUCAGAUGGAGCCUGAGAGACACAGGAUCCAGAAAGAGUUUAAUCGGCUGCGAAGCAUCCUGGACAAAGAGGAGCAGCGGGAACUGAGGAAGCUCGAGGAGGAAGCGAGGAAGGGGCUGAGUAUUAUAGAGAAAGCUGAGGGUGAGGUGACCCACCAAAGCCAGUCCCUGAGAGAGCUCAUCUCAGACCUGGAGUACCGGUGCCAGGGCUCCACAGUGCAUCUGCUGCAGGAUGUGAAUGAUCUCACACAAAGGAGUGAGUUCUGGACCCUGAGGAAGCCCCAAGAGCUCCCCACCAAGCUGAGAAGUGCAUUUCGAGCCCCAGAUCUGAAAAAGAUACUGCAAGUGUUUCGAGCACUCACAGAUGUCCAAAGCUACUGGGUGGACGUGACCAUGAAUCCACACUCUGCAAACUUAAAUCUUGUCCUGUCUAAAAACCGGAGACAGGUGAGAUUCGUGGGUGUUAAGCUGUCCCAACCGUCCUAUCUGGAAGAACAUUAUGACUGUAGCAUCCUAGGCUCUCAGCACUUCUCCUCAGGAAGAUACUACUGGGAGGUGGAUGUGACUAAGAAGACUGCCUGGAUCCUGGGGGUGUGCAGCAAUUCCACGGGACCUCCACUUUCUUUCAGCCAGUAUCCUAACAGUCAGAACACUUACUCCAGAUACCAGCCGCAGACUGGAUACUGGGUGAUAGGGCUACAGCACAAACGUGAAUACAGAGCCUACGAGGACUCUUCUACCUCCCUGCUCCUCUCCAUGUCUGUGCCCCCUCGCCGCAUUGGGGUUUACUUAGACUAUGAGGCUGGCACCGUCUCCUUCUAUAAUGUCACAAACCACGGCUUGCCCAUCUACACUUUCUCUAAGUAUUACUUUCCGACAGCCCUUUGUCCAUAUUUCAAUCCUUGCGACUGUGUAGUACCAAUGACCCUGAGGCGCCCAGGCCCUUGAGCUCUCUGCUGCCCACACCACAGCUGAGUGGUGCCCGCCACUCCGCAGCUCCUGUGUGAGCCUCUUCUGAUCCCUGUUCUCUGUGUUCUUGCCCCUUUCCCUGGCAAUAUUUACCCAUUGGUGGGAUGCUCCCAGCCGCAAUAGUGAGCACCCCUGGCAGUGAAGGAAUGGGGGAGCUUUGGCCAUUUCAUCCUUUAGCAUGGCGUUCAUUGGUGCAUGGGGCCAAGGUAAGAAAUUCUCUUCUGUUAAUUUUCUGCGAGUUCUGUACUGAAUGAAAAAUUGAAUUCAACAAAAUUCAUUCGAUAGUUUUUGAGAGAUAAUCAUUUGUCAUUUUUAUUGUUACAAGUACAUUGAUUUGUUUUAAUUGUUAACCCUACCACAAUGUCCUAAUAUAAAUUUGUUAUUUUUUACAUGCAAAAAUAGAUUUAUAGGCUUUUUGUUCAUUCAUGUUUGUAAAAGAAAUUGACCCAUAAUUUUGUAUAUCUUUGUCAGGUUUUAUAAAAUGCAACAAUGAGCAAAGAAAUUACAGUGUAAGUACAUACAAGAUUGGCUGUUAAAAAUGAAUCAUAAUUUUAAUGGCUUUAAAUUCAAAUUGAAGAAAUUGUAAUUUCAGUUUUCACUGUAACCUCUGCCAACCUUUAGCCUUUAUUUUAAAAGUUUAAGGAUAUGAAUCAGAUAUGGUGAUGUAUGCCUGCAAUUCCCAGCAUUCUAGAGGCUGAGGCAGGAGAAUUACUAGUUCAGGACCAACCUGGACUACCUAAUGAGUUCAAGGAUGGCCUGGACUACAUAGUGAGACCCUGUCUCGAAGAAAGCAGGGAAGGGGGAGGAAGGAAGGAAAGAAAAACUUACGGGUACCAAUCAAAAAAAUAUACUCGCCAAAUGAAUUGAACUUAAAAAUGGAGGGCAAGAAGAAAAUGAUCAGUCCAGUGCAGGUUUUUCUCUUGCAGUGAGAGGAAAAUGCAAAGUAAAAAUCUAAUCUAACACGCUUUUGAAAAGAGGAUGGUUUAUCCUAGCUUCCCUACACCCCCUUUUCUUUAUGCCCAAACACAAAUAACUGGUGAAUGAGCUCUAUGACUUUGGUAUGGAGGGGCUAUAUGUUUUCUGAGCCAACUAUAAAAGAAAUGAGGUAGAUGUGAAGGUAGAAACAAAUACAAAGGGGAGACAGCUGGUUUUCUGAUGCAGCCAAGACCCCGUGGUGACUGUUGAACACUACAAAUGUGACUAGUCUCAACUGAGAUGUGAAGUAAGUAUAAAACGUGCACUGAAUUUUGAUAAGAAAUGUGAAAUAUCUCAUUGACAACUUUUAUAUUGUAUAUUGUAAUA